This is a messenger RNA of Doryrhamphus excisus (bluestripe pipefish), 3866 nucleotides long. The record is from RefSeq and is a predicted model, not a curated record. NCBI's taxonomy places the organism in Eukaryota, Metazoa, Chordata, Actinopteri, Syngnathiformes, Syngnathidae.
CGACUGUCAGAUAUCCAGAAGUCUCCCCGCGCUUCUCGGCUCUCAAGCGGGUAGCAAUGUGACUGUGUUUCCGCUACUAGCUUCUCCCGGACCCGUGGCUCCAGGUCAGGAUGGACAUUAUUGGCUUGCAUCAUUGUGUGCGCUCACAUGCUGUACCUCAUGGUGGCAGUGUUGACUUUUUUUGUGACGAAUGUUCCCUUUAUGACAAGUUUUCCUUUUUAAGAAUAAAUAAGACCAAAGGGCCGAGUACUCAUGCAAGGACUGCUUCGACAUUUACCACUAGUGACUGACAGACAUGAAGACAGCCGAACCAAUGAACACGCUGUACGGGGAAUUCACGGCCACAGGUAACCGAAAAGUCAGGUGUGCCGUGAGCCUGACUGACAGGGAGUUCAUCGUCCAGCGGCUCAGCGCAAUACAUGUGGGCCGACAAAGAGUGCUCCUCCUGAAGGACUGCAUCGGCUCGCGGGCUUACCGGGAAGAUGACAACUCGCACCGGACAGCAUACCUGGAGGUCUAUUUCUACCCACUUAAGCGGCGCUGGAUGAGCUCCGGGCUUUCACGGCAGAGAGUGGAGCAUUGUUUCCGGAUCUCCGAGUUCCAGGACCCGCGAGCCAACCUGGAGGAAGCGGAGAAGUGGGCUCGGACGGUGCGGGAACGUUGCAGCCGGCAGCAGAACAUUGGAGACGGGUUGCAAAUGAGCGAGUUGACCCGUCCAUAUCGCAUGAUGCUUCUGGUGAAUCCACAGAGCGGGAAAGGACAGGCACUCGCACUCUACAAUAACCACAUCCAGCGGAUGCUCAAUGAGGCCGGGGUCCCGCACACAAUUCUCAUCACAGAGCAUCAGAACCACGCCCGUGAGCUGGUCAGAGAGGCCGACCUGUCACAGUGGGGUGCUGUCGUCAUCUUGUCAGGAGACGGUCUUCUGUUUGAGGUGAUUAAUGGUCUCCUGGACAGAUCAGACUGGGAGGAGGCGAUCAGGACGCCUCUUGGUAUACUUCCUGGUGGUUCAGGAAAUGCCUUAGCUACAUCUAUACAUCACUACUCGGGUGCCUCGGUGGUGUCCACUGAGGAGCUCCUGAUCAGUUGCGGCUUCCUGCUCUGUAAAGGUUUGGUGUCCCGCAUGGACCUGGUCUCGGUCCACCUCUUCUCCGGCACUCGCCUCUUUUCCUUCCUGUCACUGGCGUGGGGAUUCGUGGCCGACGUGGACAUUGAGAGUGAGAAGUACCGUCACGCUGGAGCGGCUCGCUUCACACUUGGCACACUGGUGAGGCUGGCCUCCCUGCGCAUCUACAAGGGUAAGCUGGCCUACCUGCCUGCCAUGGGGGACUGCAAGCAGGUCAGGUCCAUGCGUAACGGCACUUUGCGCCACUCCACAGACUCCCCCAUACUGAAUUCCCGCCACAAUUCCUGUCACUCCAACAACUCCCUCAAGGCCAUGAGAACUGAGCACACACCAUCUCGAAAUGCCAACAAAGCCCCGAUGGGCUUAUGCGACUCUCUGCUACCCCCACUGGAUGUGCCUCCCCCUAGCAACUGGGUGGUGGUUCCUGAAGAAGACUUUGUCCUGGUGCUGGCUGUGUACCAGUCUCACCUCGCCGAAGACCUGCUGGCAGCGCCAGACGCCACUCUGGACGACGGCGUGAUACAUCUUUUCUAUGUGAAGGCGGGGAUAUCACGCGCGGCGCUGCUUAAGCUCUUCCUGGCUAUGGAGAAGGGCGCGCACGUUGAUUCUGGUUGCACACAUAUGGUGCACACCAAGGUGCAGGCACUCAGGUUGGAGCCGUAUUCUCCUAAAGGGAUUAUCACAGUGGAUGGAGAGGUGGUGGAAUAUGGAGCAGUGCAAGCUGAGGUGCACCGCGGCCUUGCAAGACUUAUCUAUGGAUGAAAACACACACAAGUAAAGAUGUCAUACUUGAAGCUGUUUGGAAGGAAAACCAAAACAAUAUAAGCUGCAACAUAAAGUUCAGAUUUAAAUGAAAAAAGGGGCAUCAUGAAGGCUCCAUUGCACCGCUCUCACAGACUGCAUGCAGCUGUUGGGGCAACUAAUGAAUGAUUGACAUAGAGCCAGCGGCAAGUUCAUUUUAGCUGUGGCAAGUAGGCGGUCAUGAGAGACUAAUUUGUUGUGGGCAUGGGCAGUUAAACCAAUCAGAUCACAGAUCCCACCCACCACCUCUGUGAUGCGUGACUUUUGCCAGAGUCAUUGUAUUUCACAUUGCUCUCAUACUGUUUUUCAAUCAGCCACAGCUUCAAAAUACAUGUAUAUGUACAGUAUAUACUGUAUACUAAAUAGGGUUCAUAAUGUAGAUGAGACUAAAGUGGCAUCCUCCAAUUAAGUGUCCUUAACGUUAAGCUUUAUGAUGAUUCAGCUUUGUGUUGACAUAAAACAACAGACUUAAUGAUUGUAAAAGUGACUGUUAAUUUUAACUUAUGUCUUUUAUUUUUCCCAUUACACACACUCAAAAUAUUUCCCAGUUUCUGAGUAAGUCUUAAAAGUGGGGGGGUGCAGAGCGUGUAUUGACGUGUUAAUGCUGCGUGCAGAUGGUAGCAGCAGCGUGCUCUUAAGAGGUGCACUAAUUCAUCCUCUCCACAAAAGAUGCUUAGGGGGCAUUACCAAACUCUCCUGGGAGGCGGUAAGAGGGGUGUGUUUCAUUUCAAGCCUAACACAUAGUCCUAUACGGUGGAAAUUAUUUCCUAUUUCAGGCUUGCGCGAAACAUUUUUAGUAGGAAAUGUUAAGAAAAUUGAAGCGCUACAACAUCAAAACAGGCUGAUUUUCCAGCAGUAUCAGCACAUUCAAACUCAUGAAUACUACGUAUUUCAUCAGUGUCAAAACAUACUCAAAAUUAAGCUAUUAAAAUAUCAUCCCCCAAACAUUUUGACUUUUUGACAAUCAUACUAGUUAUUGUAGAUUAGACUUAUCACUGAUUUUUUUUGUUCAAGCCUUUGCUAUUUAAACUUUCUAUUCAGUAUGGCCUUAGUUAAUUUUCCAUCCAUCCAUUUUUUCCCUCACUUGUCCGUGCCACAGGGCAGCAGCCUCGUCAGAGUUUUAUUACCUCAGCCAAGGUGAUGUCCGCAUUUUGCGUCCUCAGACUCUGCUUCCUCUACUGAAAGUCUGUCAGUAUGAUUCAGAAGAGUCUCAAAAGUCUUCCUUCCACUGUGCGAUGAUAUCCGCAGUUGAGCUCAGCAGGCCUCUGUCACCACCGGGUACCGCUUCCCCUUUGUGAGGCGUUGAAAUGUCUGCCAUUACCUCUUUGAAGGCAACUGAAAAUCAUGAUUAGUUUAAAAAAACGUUUUAUUUUAGAAUAUGCGAGGCCAAUAAAAGAUGCACUGUGGGGGCUGGACCACACUGGACACCUGUUCAAAUGCCUCCACGAGAUGAGGUUUGACGUUGACUCACUUGAAAAUAUCACUGAAAUUGAUUUUAAUGUUGUGAUUGUCAUUGUCAUACAAAACAGUUUUAAAGCUGCUAUGCUUACUUAUGGUUGAUUUUAGUAUCUGGCAUAAUACAUAGAGAGUCGGGUUAUUUAUAGAGUGGCGUAAACAGGGUGUAAAACAGUUUACAUUAGUGAUGCCAAUAUGGCUUUUCUUCCUAUGCAUGUACAGAUGCAAGCCUGAGUCAUUGUGACGUGCCUUGAUAGUUCUGCCCUCUGGUGGUUGGAAUAGGCUAGUGCGAUGUUAUUACGCUAAAAAAAAAAACAGUCCAGUUAGUCGCUGCAGGCAAGUGUGACCUUUCUGUCUGUUAUAGCUGAAAGUUUUGGGAUGAUUCCCUUUAUUUAUUGAGAUCUAUUUUUUUCACGAGGCAAAUGUCUGUAGUUUGUAUUAUAUUGUUGUGAUUGAAAAAUAAAUUAAUGUAAUGAGCCAGUAA